AUGGAAGACGAAACAGAAGCGGGCCCUAGUAGACCAACGAGACGUACCGCUUUAAGAGAUGAAAGUGCCAGAAAUGUUCAAAAACGAAGGCGACGCGAUGAAGAAGAAGAAACUGAAGCGUCGUCUAAUGAAGGAUCUGUCAGUCAACCUUCCACUAUCGCCGAGAAAGCAGCUCAAAAAUUGACUGCAGAGGAACUAGAGCGCAAAGUUAAGGAUGUGGUGAGACUUGCUUUGUUUUCAGAACUCCGAAAACAACCAUUGAAGAGAGAAGACGUAACAAAAAAAGUAUUACACGAACAUUCCAAAACUUUUCAAGUCGUAUUUGAAAAAGCUCAAGAACUUCUCGUAGAUAUUUUUGGAAUGAGCCUCGCAGAAUUACCUUUAAAAGAAAAAAAAGCCGGAGGAUCACGUAAACCUACUUCCUCGACAAAGUAUGUUCUGAAAAAUAUUCUUUCUCAAGAUUAUAGAAAGGUAGGUAUAAUAAGUUGGGAAAAAAAUAAUGAAGAAGAAUCUAUGGGAUUGCUCACCGUCAUUCUGAGCUUGAUACAUGUAAACGGAAAACUUUUAUCAGAUGAACAGCUUGCACAUUACUUUCGUCGUUUGUGUCUAAUUGACAAUGAUAAAUUUGAUUUAGAAAAAGUUUUAUCAACAUUUGUCAAACAAGGAUAUUUGAAUAAACAAAAAGUGAGCAGAUCUGAUCAAUCUCAGAACCCAGAAAAAGAAUCACUUGAAUAUUCUUGGGGUCCUCGUGCAAAAGUUGAAAUGCCAGAGGAAAACCUUAUCGAGUUUAUUCGAGCAUUAUUCGGUCAAAGUGCCCCUCCUGAUCUUGAUAAACAAAUAGAAAGAUCAUCUGGAAUAUAA
Molecule: messenger RNA, 861 nt
Organism: Funneliformis caledonium
Lineage: Eukaryota; Fungi; Glomeromycota; Glomeromycetes; Glomerales; Glomeraceae
Source: the annotation of a GenBank genome assembly